AUUGAUUUUAAACGUCAAAUAUCGACAAAAACGGCGUCGGUAGAUUUUCGUCAAUCUAAGAAAAAUAACUAAUUUACUUUUCAAAUGGUGUAGACUGUGUAUUAUUAACGAAUAAAUAAAUGUAAUGGACAUUUAAGGAAUCUUUAUAGUUAAAUAAGUGCAAUAUGGCUCAACGAUUCCCAGCGGGCGGGCCUAACGCGGCGCCUCCGCCUGGUGCUAUGCAGCAACAACAGCGGUAUCCCGGCCCGGCACAGCCACAAGGAUCCCCAAUGCAGCAAAGACCAUAUCCAGGACCUAAUUUUCCGGCUCGCAGCGGGUUCACGCCGCCGCCGCGCGCGGGUGGCGCGGCGGGCGCGGGCGGCGCGGCGGGCGGCGGCGGCGCGGCGGGCGGCGGCGCGGCGGCCGGGUACUCGGCGGGCGCGGCCGCCGCGCCGCCCGCGCGCGCGCCCGCGCCGCCGCCCGCCGCCAAGCGGCAGGACGCGCGCAGCCCCAUGCCGCCGCAGCACAAGCCCGCGCUCUACACGCCGGAGGCGUAUGGCGGCGUAGGCGGCGCGAGCGGCGGCGGCGGCGCGGGCGGCAAGCGCAAGAAGCGGCUCGCGGACAAGAUCCUGCCGCAGAAGGUGCGCGACCUGGUGCCCGAGUCGCAGGCCUACAUGGACCUGCUGGCCUUCGAGCGCAAGCUCGACGCCACCAUCAUGCGCAAGCGACUCGACAUCCAGGAGGCACUCAAGCGGCCCAUGAAGCAGAAGCGCAAGCUGCGCAUAUUCAUAUCCAACACUUUCUAUCCUGGACAAGGAGAGAAUGCAGUAGCGUCGUGGGAGCUGCGUGUUGAAGGCCGUCUACUAGAUGACUCCAAAAACGAUCCUAACAAGGUGAAGCGUAAAUUCUCAUCAUUCUUUAAGUCUCUGGUAAUAGAGUUGGAUAAAGAGCUGUACGGACCUGACAACCACCUCGUGGAAUGGCACCGCACACUCACCACGCAAGAGACUGAUGGGUUCCAGGUGAAGCGGCCCGGGUACAAGAACGUGCGGUGCACGAUCCUGCUGCUGCUGGACUACCAGCCGCUGCAGUUCAAGCUGGACCAGCGGCUGGCGCGGCUGCUGGGCGUGCACACGCAGACGCGGCCCGUGAUCGUGAACGCGCUGUGGCAGUACGUGAAGACGCACCGCCUGCAGGACCCGCACGAGCGCGAGCACGUGCUGUGCGACAAGUACCUCGAGCAGAUCUUCGGAGCGCCGCGCCUCAAGCUGGCCGAGGUGCCGGGCCGCCUGGCCGGCCUGCUGCACGCGCCCGACCCCAUCGUCAUCAACCACGUCAUCGCCGUCGAGCCGCCGCACGACACCAAGCAGACGGCCUGCUACGACAUCGACGUAGAGGUGGACGACACGCUGAAGACGCAGAUGAACAACUUCCUACUGAGCACCGCCAACCAGCAGGAGAUCCAGGGGCUCGACUCCAAGAUACACGAGACGGUGGACACAAUAAACCAAUUGAAGACGAACCGCGAAUUCUUCCUGAGCUUCAGCAAGGACCCGCAGCAGUUCAUACAGAAAUGGCUCGUCAGCCAGUCGCGGGACCUCAAGACGAUGACUGGCGGCGCGGGUGGCGCGGGUGGUGGUAGUCCCGAGGAGGAGCGGCUGGCGUCGUUCUACGCGCAGGGCUGGGCGGCGGAGGGCGCGGCGCGCUACCUGCACGCGCGCCUGGCCGCGCGCCGCCGCGACCUCGACCACGCGCUCGCCGCCGCCUCCACCGCCGCCGCGCACGCCGCGCACGCCGCGCAUCUCACCCGCCUCUAGCUGCACUUCUAAUAAACUCACGUUUCGUACAUUG
Molecule: messenger RNA, 1830 nt
Organism: Galleria mellonella (greater wax moth)
Lineage: Eukaryota; Metazoa; Arthropoda; Insecta; Lepidoptera; Pyralidae
Gene: Bap60
Product: brahma-associated protein of 60 kDa
Biological process (GO): regulation of transcription by RNA polymerase II
Cellular component (GO): nucleus; SWI/SNF complex
Source: RefSeq, a predicted model, not a curated record